AUCCAAUAGAAAAGUUUCAUACUGCCACGUCAUUACCAAUCAUCUAAAAAUCAAAGUGAUAUCAAUCGUAUCACUCCUAAACCCUAAAGACGCCGACCAUCACUAGACUCUUCCAUUCCCUUAUCGUUUCAUGUCUCUGUAAAUCGACAUGGCAGCUCGUAAGCGACUUUCACCAACCUCAAUCUCCACUAAACCCGACCCAACGGAUCAGAAGACAACCCAUAACACCUCCGACAACGCAUUCCAUCUACCCCUCUGAAACUGGGAUCAAUCUUCGUGAUCUCCACUCUCCUCUGCUCGCUCCACCUCUACCUCCUCUGUUUCCACUACAAGGUUGAAACCCAGCUGAAACGCUCCAUCCUCAUCAACGUCGCGCUUAGCUUGGUGGGUUUCUUCGUCACGCUCAAGAUGAUCCACGUCGCCGCCAGAUACGUUCUGAGGCGUAACACGUUCGGUUUCGAUAUCAACAAGAGUGGCACGCCCCAGGUCGAGGUUAAAGUGCUUGAGUCGUUGGGUAUUGUUGCAUCACAAUCACAACUUCUUCACCUAAGAAUCUAUUUCUACUGUUCCUUUCAAUAUGUAAUUCAAUCGUCUUUUUUUUUUAUUACAGGCCAGAUUCUGUGCUGCGACAGUUUGUUUAGGUCCUUACAAAUUUUUUUUUUUGCAUUGUUGUUGGCUGUUAUAGUAAUCUUGACCCAUCAGAUGGUUACGAUGCACAGCUUGAUUAAGCUAAAAAGCCAAGAGCAGACACUAGCUUUGCCGGAACCAGCAUUGAUCAAGCAGGAAAAAGCAUGCUAUAUUGACGACGAUUGUGAUUAUAGAGAGAGACAGAGAAUUUCGAGCUUGGCAUUCAGCAGUAAGGGAAUCUUCCAGUGCAUAUUAUACAGGAUGCGCUAAUCCAGUGUUGCAAAUCAAUACAUGAGAGAGAGGUAGUUGAGGAAAACAAAAGGAGCAAUGAAACAGCGGUAAACUGCUUGAUAUAGCAAUUCUCGAGCUGUGAAGAAAGCGAUAAGUGCAUCACAAUCACAGCUUCUUCACC
Molecule: messenger RNA, 1039 nt
Organism: Brassica napus (rape)
Lineage: Eukaryota; Viridiplantae; Streptophyta; Magnoliopsida; Brassicales; Brassicaceae
Exons: 5
Coding region: 409-897 (162 amino acids)
Source: RefSeq, a predicted model, not a curated record